CCAUUCCCCACGCCCACCACCAUUGUUUUGCAGCCCAUAAACUCUCCUCUUCCCUGAAUCUCUCCCUCAAUGAUUCUCUACUCCUUUCUCGUCCCCAUCAUUUCCCCUUUUCCCACUCUUUAUUUCCCUCUUUCUAUUUCAACAAACUCUUAAUUUCAAUUUCAGAACAAGUAGAGCUCUGCAGCUCUCAAUAGCAAGAACAGUGUGGUGUGGCAUUUUGGUUCUGCCGUUUCUCUCCCUGAUCGUCGUCGUUUUUGAGGGCUACUCGUUGGAGACUCCUGUUUAAGCAUUGGCUGUUCAAAUCUACUGUGGUUGGUGGUGAAUUUCAAAAUUUUUGCUGGAUGCAGUAUUGAAUUUCUCAAUCAUGACGGUAGAGAAGAUCAGAAAGUGAUGCAGAAGCAGCCUUCACAUCAUCUGUUUUCAGAUCAUUCUAAUAGUCUGCCCGUGACUAAACCCAAAGAAGAGGAAAAUGCGUGGUGCAAUUUCCACAAAUCUGAUGCCUUCCAUGCUUCACCUGUUCCUACACUAUUCUCUAGCUCAUUGCCAGUUCUUCCGCACGAGAAGUUGAACAUGAUCGACAAAGGAGUUGUCAUUCAAUCUGUUGAUGACAUCUCAUCUCACUUUAAGAAUCACAACCCAGAUAUGGAGGGGGAGGAUAUGCUCGAAGACAUUGAAACUCAUGCAAUUGGCAGCUUGCUUCCUGAUGAUGAGGAGGAGCUUCUAGCCGGUAUAAUGGAUGAUUUAGAUCUGAAUGGCUUGCCUAGCUCUCUUGAAGACUUGGAAGAAUAUGAUCUUUUCAGUAGUGGAGGCGGCAUGGAGUUGGAAACAGAUGCUCAACAAAAUGUUAGCAUUGGUUUAUCAAGGGCAGGCUUAACUGAUUGUGUAGUCGGGAGUGCAAUGCCUCCUUAUACCUUUUCAAAUGGCUCGGGAACUGUAGCUGGAGAACAUCCUUAUGGAGAGCAUCCUUCAAGAACACUGUUUGUGCGGAACAUUAAUAGUAAUGUUGAGGAUUCAGAAUUGAGAGCUCUCUUUGAGCAAUAUGGAGACAUUAGGACUUUGUAUACUGCUUGUAAACAUAGGGGCUUUGUGAUGAUAUCUUAUUAUGACAUCCGUGCUGCCCGAACUGCCAUGCGUGCAUUGCAAAACAAACCACUACGGCGGAGAAAACUUGACAUUCAUUUCUCAAUUCCUAAGAAUAAUCCAUCUGAAAAAGAUAUAAAUCAAGGAACCUUGGUAGCCUUUAAUUUGGAUCCCUCAAUUCCCAAUGAAGAUCUUCUUCAAAUUUUUGGGGCUUAUGGUGAGGUCAAAGAGAUAAGGGAAACUCCACACAAGAGACACCAUAAGUUUAUUGAAUAUUAUGAUGUUAGAGCUGCUGAAGCAGCACUGAAGGCAUUAAAUAGAAGUGACAUAGUUGGUAAACGCAUAAAGCUAGAACCAAGUCGCCCUGGUGGAGCUCGUCGAAACUUGAUGUUGCAAUUGAAUCAAGAACUUGAACCAGAUGAUUUGUGGAGUUUCCGACAUCAAGUUAGUUCACCAGUUAUCAAUUCUCCCCCAGGUAAAUGGAUGUCAUUCAACGGUUCGAUUAAACCUAGUUCCAUGGGAAGUAUUAAUAAAUUUCCUGGUUUUACAUCCAUGAGCCCAACAGGAGGCGACCAUUUGCCUGGAUUAGCAUCAGUUCUUCCUAAAGUAACGAGAAGUACUCUGAAGGUUCCUCCUAUUGGCAAGGACCAAGGAAGGGGUAACAAUAUGGAAAAUUCAUUUACCAAUAUAAAUCCAUUGCAUAUAGCUGCCCUUCAACCGUCCCAUUCAUUUCCUGAGCCUAAACCAAUCCACUAUAAUGAGACUUUGUCCUCCUUUAGACCUCUGACAUCGAGUGGAUCUAGUGUGGAAACAUUAUCUGGUCAACAAAUCAUUUGGGGGAGUCAAAAUUCAUAUUCGGAGUCGAGUAGUUCUUCUGCUAGGUCAUAUGCAAAUCAUCAUUUCUUAGCCAAUGGAAAUGGUCAGACAUUUCCAUUUCCCGGCCGGCAAACUUCUUUCUUCAGCUCAACUCCAAACUCUCACUCGCAUCAUGUUGGAUCUGCUCCAUCUGUCAUCCCAUCGGAGAGGCACUUCGGAUAUUUCCCCGAGUCACUAGAUACUUCGUUGAUGGGUCCUGUUGCAUACCGAGGUUUAGGUUCUAGUCCUCAUGCAUCUGUAAAUGUAAAUGCUGCCAUCACUAUACCAAGAAACGUGUCUGAAAAUCRCUCUUUGAGUUUUCAAAUGAUGUCUUCAUCAGUGUUGAACCCAAUGUUAUCAGGUAGCGUUCCGUACUUGGGACUGCUACCUAACAGCCUGGAUGGUUUGAAUGAGCGUGGCAGAAGCAAGUGGAUUGAGAAUAAUGGAAAUCAAAUCGACAGUAGGAAGCAGUUUCAGCUCGACUUGGAUAAAAUUAAGAGCGGGGACGAUACACGAACAACCUUAAUGAUAAAAAACAUUCCAAAUAAAUACACAUCAAAGAUGUUACUAGCUGCCAUUGAUGAAAAUCAUAGGGGCACAUAUGAUUUUCUCUAUUUGCCAAUCGAUUUUAAGAAUAAAUGCAACGUGGGCUAUGCUUUCAUCAACAUGCUAUCUCCUCAACACAUAAUAUCAUUUUACGAGGCUUUCAAUGGAAAGAGAUGGGAGAUGUUCAAUAGUGAGAAAGUUGCUUCCUUGGCAUACGCUCGAAUUCAAGGAAAGGCAGCGCUCGUGUGUCAUUUUCAGAACUCAAGCUUAAUGAACGAAGAUAAGCGCUGCCGUCCCAUUCUUUUUCACUCACAGGGUGGUUCAGAGGCUGGAAAUCAGAUCCUCCAAAAACAUCUGCCACCAGGCGAUCUGGGCGUUAAUAUCUGGGGGAUAAAUGGGUCGCUUUCCAGUGAUUCAUCAGGAAGUCCCCUGAAUUGUGGCCUCAAUGAGAAGCCUGAAAAACUCUAAACCCGAUAUUAUACUCGCCCUCAGCCUAGAUCUUUAGCUGCUGAAUUUCUAACUCGAGUACAUAAUCAAGUACAUAUAUCAGGAACAGGUGGAUUAGGAAGAGAAAACAUGUGCAGAUUUGUAUACAAGAUUCUGCUUUCUGCAGCGUUUUGGUAGGAAGACUUGGAUGAAGACGGAGUAGCUGGAGCUGUGUCGGUUGCUGUGCCCAUCAAUGGCAGCCCGAUCCGAGCAGUCUUCAGUCUCGGCUACCCGCUGUUUAUGCACUGAUUGGUGCAUGAUUUCUCCUGUUUUUUUGGAGCUUCUUUUUGCCUCCCCCUAAACGUUGGGGUUGAGAAAUGGCAAACUCAACGUGUAUAUACACAGAGGCAAUUGUGUAUUUUGGAUGUGAAGUUUUGAGAGGAGGAACCACACAAUUGAAUACAUUUUCCUUCUGUUGAAAAACUUGUUUCAGCUUUUAAAAUUUAAAUUCAAUUGUUACUGUUUAUAACAUUGUUCAA
Molecule: messenger RNA, 3446 nt
Organism: Momordica charantia (bitter melon)
Lineage: Eukaryota; Viridiplantae; Streptophyta; Magnoliopsida; Cucurbitales; Cucurbitaceae
Product: protein MEI2-like 5
Molecular function (GO): RNA binding
Source: RefSeq, a predicted model, not a curated record